AUGGUGACGGAUCGGCGGCAAAAACGGCAGGCAACUCGUGGAGGCGUGGUCCGGGCGGGGACCCCCAAACGGCGGACUCACCUGGAAAGCCACCAGACCAGGCGUCAGGACCCCGGCAACUCCCUGUGGGAUGAGGAAGUGACCCCGCCGGCACCACCAGAGAGGUACGACAUCCCAGCCAGAUCUGGUCACGGAGCCAAGAACCCCGAAGCAGUCCGAUUACAGGAGGGAGCGUCGGGGAAAAGCUGGCAAUGGUUUAAUGCUCCCUUUCCCUUCGCAGCUCCUGCGAGCAUUCGUUACAUCCACAACGAUGUCACGGUGCCCGACUUCUCCGACUACCGUCGCCCCGAGGUCUUAGACACCAAUAAAUCCUCCCAGGACAGCAGCGAAACCAGGAAAGUGUUCUCCUACUUUCUCACAGCGACAACCUGCGUGGCCUCUGCGUACGUCGCUAAGAAUGUGGUCACCCAGUUCGUCUCCAGCAUGAGCGCUUCCGCCGACGUGCUGGCCAUGUCCAAGAUCGAGAUCAAGCUGGGCGAUAUUCCAGAGGGCAAGAACAUGGCUUUCAAAUGGCGAGGGAAGCCUCUGUUUGUGCGGCACAGAACCCAAAAAGAGAUAGAUCAAGAAGCCGAAGUCUCUUUGGCUGACUUACGAGAUCCGCAGCAUGAUUUAGACAGAGUAAAGAAGCCUGAAUGGAUUAUCCUGAUAGGGGUGUGCACCCAUCUCGGUUGUGUGCCCAUUGCAAAUGCUGGAGAUUUUGGUGGCUAUUACUGCCCUUGCCACGGGUCCCAUUACGAUGCCUCUGGCAGGAUCCGGAAAGGGCCAGCUCCACUAAACCUUGAGAUCCCCGACUAUGAAUUUCCUUCUGAGGACUUAGUUAUUGUGGGUUGAAUUGGUGGAAGCCUGGCGCCUUCUGGUGUGUAUGUGUGCCAGAGACUGACGUAAUGUAAAAACCGGUUGAAUUGUAAGGUAUUGCAAACUGCCCAAACUCACUGUUAAUUGAUUGUGAGCAUUUGGUCAGUUUUAAUAAAGGAUUAAGCUGUUGUCCUGUAACAUGCUCCUUGUCUGAUUACCGAAGCAGUCU
Molecule: messenger RNA, 1084 nt
Organism: Gekko japonicus
Lineage: Eukaryota; Metazoa; Chordata; Lepidosauria; Squamata; Gekkonidae
Product: cytochrome b-c1 complex subunit Rieske, mitochondrial-like
Exons: 3
Coding region: 1-891 (296 amino acids)
Biological process (GO): mitochondrial electron transport, ubiquinol to cytochrome c
Cellular component (GO): membrane
Molecular function (GO): 2 iron, 2 sulfur cluster binding; quinol-cytochrome-c reductase activity
Source: RefSeq, a predicted model, not a curated record